This is a messenger RNA of Patella vulgata (common limpet), 3681 nucleotides long. RefSeq names its product transcriptional activator Myb. The coding region runs from base 123 to 2144 and encodes 673 amino acids. Gene Ontology annotation, molecular function: DNA-binding transcription factor activity, RNA polymerase II-specific; RNA polymerase II cis-regulatory region sequence-specific DNA binding. Gene Ontology annotation, cellular component: nucleus. The transcript has 16 exons. Lineage: Eukaryota; Metazoa; Mollusca; Gastropoda; Patellidae. The record is from RefSeq and is a predicted model, not a curated record. Gene Ontology annotation, biological process: regulation of DNA-templated transcription.
UCAAUGCGAUCCGCCAUUUUUAUAAUCUGAAAACUCGAGCACUUUGGGAGGAAAAAAAAUGUGAAUAACACCAUAAUUUUAAUAUAAUUUUGGAAAGGUUAUGGAUGCCAAAGUUAAAUUAGAUGGAUGCACAGAGAAUAAUUGAGUUUGACCUUUUAAACGACGGAGUGGAUAGUACAUGUAGUCAGUCAUCUUGUAGCGACGAUGAAUCGGAUGAUGGAAGACAAAUUGACCAUGAUUAUAAUUUAUCUCAAAUAAAAUUUAAAAAACAUUAUAACCGUGGGCGUUGGACAAAGGAAGAGGAUGAUAAAUUAAAAGGAAUUGUUGAGACAUAUCCUGAUUCUGUUGACUGGAGACACGUUGCAGGUCUAUUUACAGAUCGUUCUGACAUACAGUGCCAGCAUCGUUGGUUGAAAGCCUUAAAUCCAGACUUGAUCAAAGGUCCUUGGACCAAAGAGGAAGAUGAUAAAGUUGUAGAACUGGUUAUUACAUACGGACCUAAACGUUGGACAUUGAUAUCUAAACAUUUACGAGGACGAACAGGAAAACAGUGUAGAGAAAGGUGGCACAAUCAUUUGAAUCCUGACAUAAAGAAGACUGCUUGGACAGAACAAGAAGAUAAUUUAAUAUAUCAUCUACACAAAACAUUUGGUAACAGGUGGGCAGAAAUAGCUAAAUAUCUACCAGGCAGGACAGAUAACGCUAUUAAAAAUCAUUGGAAUUCUACGAUGAAAAGAAAGUGUGAAUUAGAGGAAGCAAGAGAGAAAGUGCAUAACAAUCCCCCUGUUUAUACCCAUCCCUAUACACCUAGUUCAACCAGUAAUAUUAUACAGGGAAUAGUUCCAAUACAACUCUUUCCUAAUGCUGCUGAUAGUAAUAAUUGUGAAACACAAAAUCCAAAUGUGGUAAAUAUAAGGGAUCAUGAUGAACACUGUACACCGUUAAAAUCAUUUGUACCACUUGGAGUUAGUGAUGGUAUCAAAGAUACUGGAUUUGGUGGUUUAUCAUCAUUAGAUCUGAUAGGUGGUACUCAAUCUAGAACAGGAGUUACACCUAUUAAAUUUACUAGAUUAAAUGAGAAAGGAACAACAGGGAUCCGGUUUGAUGGUCAUGCUGUUGGUAAAUUGAAGAGUCCAGGAACUUUAAUACCUAUUUUAUCACCAGCAGCCUCUAAGCUUAAAUCACCUCCUGCUAUACUACGAAAAAGUAAACAUCGAAAGAAACCUGGUAAAAGUGAAAGCAUCAAAUCAUCCAAUGUUGUAGAAAAAGUUGUAGAGAAUAUUGAAAAUGAAGGUCAUAUGUCAACUAUGUUGGGAACUUUAACCCCUACAACAACACCAAUAAAAAAUCUACCUUUCUCGCCAUCUCAGUUUUUGAAUAGCCCUGAUAUGUGUUUACCGUUUUCUGGUAAAGCAACAUCUACACCGGUAUGUAGUCGUAGUCAGUCAUCUAGUUCUGGUAUAGAUACAUUAUAUACAACUGUUAAAUUUGAUUUAAGUAAUAGUAAGUUACAUACACCAGUUGUACAGAGAUCUAUGUUAGAAAUGUCACCUAGAACACCAACGCCAUUCAAAAAUGCAAUGGCUGAGAUACAGAAAAGAGCUGGACGAAUCAAUAAAUGGAGUCCAAAUCAAUUAGAAGAUAUAGGAGAAGUUAUAAAGAGUGAAUGUGAUACAGGGUAUGAAGCUGAUAUGUCUGUUAUAACACCUAUAUCUGGUAAAUCUUCUAAAAGAAAAGUCAUCAAGAUACAAUCAAGUAAUAAACGAGCCCGACAGUCAUUAGAACAGAAAUGGACAAGUCAGUCUAUAAAUAGAUUGCAACCAGAAGUAUCAUUAUUAUCCCCAGAAACACCGAGCAAGUCAUUGGUAGGAGAUACUAGUUUAGUAUUUUCUCCACCAUCUAUUAUAAAAGAAACUUUACCAGAAGGUGUGCUAGAAGAUAUUUUUACACAACCCAAACUAAAUACAAAUAAAGACAAGAAAUCAAGUAAAAGGAUAACUUUCUGUGAGACACCACCAAAAUUUACAAAAUUGGAACAUAACUAUGAGAGAGUUGCUUGUGGAAAAACUAAAGAUCAAACAGAUAUGACUGAAUUAGCGCGUCAUUAUCUUUUAUCACUGAAACCAAGAACUCUAAUAUUAUAGAGUUAUACUAUUUAUUAAAAUGUUUGUCAUUCUGGGAUUGUACAACUAUGAGUUAUUAGUUCAGAUACCAUAUUCAUUUCUAAAUAAUUUGUGUGAAUAUGGAUGAUAAUGGAUUUUUAUAUUAAGAAUUAAUAAUUUUCUUCAAAGUGAAAUAUUACAGCAUAUAAAUUGAUACAAUCUGUAUUUAUUAGAUGUAUUUCUAGGGGGAUAUCAAAACACAAAAAUAGAUUAUUCAGCUUAAGCUUCUAUCAUUUAAACAAUCAGAUAAUAUUUGCCUUCACUAUGUAUAUUAUAUUGAUGCAACAAAUAGUAAUAACUGUUAAUAUAUUUAUUAUUUUAUCGGCUUUGAACAGUUCAUUAAACAUUUUACAGUUCAGAAACAUUUGUAGAACAGACUAUUUAAUUCCUUUCAAUUAAAUACUAUUACACUAUUAAUACAAAAUAAUUAAAUUUGCAAUGUUGAAGAUAGAGAAGACAAGUAAAACUAAACCACUUUGACCAUUUAUGUGUUUUCAUUUUAAAAGUUAAGAAUGAAAAAAAAAUAAUCAUUGAAUGUUUCCGUCAUAAAAACUCCUGACAUUGGCAGUACAUAUAUGUUAUUAAAUAUUGGACUGUAAUACAUGUAUUAUAGACAUUUUAUUACUGACUCUCUAUGUUGACUUAUUUAAUUGUUUUUGUGUAGAUAUAGUUUUAGUGAAAAAUUGUCUUUAUAUUUAUAAUAUGUGUAGUGUAUACAAGUUAUCAAAAAAAAAUGUAGAUAGCAUUUUUUGUAAUAACUUUUGUUUUGUUUAGUAUUUGGUUUUUUGAAUUUUUCUGUCAAUGUGUGAACUGCUUAGAUGUGAAAGAGAAAGUAUUUUUAAAACUCAACGUGUUAUUUUUAGUUUGAAUUGUCUUUAUCUGAUAUCGACAUUACUGAGAACAAACAUUUUAUGGAAUCUGUAGAACUUUUGUCUAUGACACCACAUAUUUAUCAGUUUAUAUAAGUAUUACCGAUUGGACAGUUGUUAUAUUAGUUCUCAUGUUUGACUAUUACUUGUUAUUAAUGACACCAUAGAAAGAUUUCAUAAUACCAUUAUGUCCAGUUUAUUAAUAUUAUCCUCAGUGACCAUUAUGUACAAUUAUUUCUAUUAUUGAAUGUCAUAUUUAUACAGAUUAUUGCUUGCAAUAUAUUUCAAUUCUUAUUCUCAAGAAAAUUACUGUUUUCCUUUGCAGAAGUAUUUUGUCAAAUGUUAUCAAAUCAAGCCAUUGAUACUACAGUAAAUCUAUUGCAACUUUAGUCGCUAAAAAAGAAAAAGUUUUUAAAGUAAUUAUGUAUGUAUGAAGUAUUUAGUUAGGUGUUUAGUAUUUAACUUAUUUUAUAGUGAUAUGGUGUAUAUCAUUUGUAUUUGUUGUAUUAUCUAUGAUUUUAAUUAUAAAAUAAUUGUAUAUUUUAAGAUGAUGCGAGUGCUAGAAUCUAUGUGUGUUAGAAUAAAAUCUAAAAAAAGAAAAAAUGAAAUAAACUUUUGUACAUACAGAAUAAAUCUUUUUGUAGCCAGUA